CAGCUGGAGAGCUCUCUUGUCUACCGCAGGCUCUGAGCAAAAGAACCUCUCCAGAACAAGAGUCGUGACUCCUAGACGUUUUAAUUUAAUGUAAUUUAUUUGCUUCUCGCCGCGUCUUCACCUCGAACACGAUGUGACUUUGUCACCUCCAGUAGAAUUCAUGUAUUUGAAAAGAGCCGGGAGGGAAUGCGCACCGACGAGAAGCCGAACUGUGGCGAAUGGAACUUAUUGUCGUCAAUUUGUUGUGACUAUGUUCUGCCCAAGUGACUUUGGGUUCGGUCCAUCUCUACUCGUCGUCGACCCUUAAUUUUUUUCAGGGUUGGGGGGGGGGAAUUUUUGUUCUUAUCCGAACAGUCGAAGGAGAGGAUUUGUGAGAAGCCAGGAAGCGUUUUCCUGCCGAGCCGGGGAUUUAAAUCGUCAUUUUGUGCUGCUGCUGUUGGAGAGACGAGAGGAGGCAAAGAAAGAAAUUCAUGUGGCCAUUCUCUCUAUAGCCAAAACAUUUUUGUUUUUUGGGAUUGCAUAAUGAGCAAGGAAAGACCCAAGAGGAAUAUCAUUCAAAAGAAAUACGAUGACAGUGAUGGGAUCCCAUGGUCAGAGGAGAGGGUGGUGCGAAAGGUGCUUUAUCUCUCCCUCAAAGAGUUUAAGAGUGCACAGAAACGGCAGCUGGAUGGGGAUGGAACCACAAACCCCAAUGGUUCUCUAUCCAAUAGGCAGCUGAACGGCUCUGGGUCAAAGGGCAGCCAUAAAGAAGAUGGUUCCUUGCGCUCUCAGAGCCUGCAUGGGAGCAGUGAGUACUGUGAGGACAGUCCUGCAAAGAAGAGGUGAGACCGCAGCUCUGAACCUAUUAAGUCAUGAUGUUA
This is a messenger RNA of Thalassophryne amazonica, 860 nucleotides long. Its product is annotated as protein Jumonji-like. The coding region runs from base 523 to 825 and encodes 100 amino acids. NCBI's taxonomy places the organism in Eukaryota, Metazoa, Chordata, Actinopteri, Batrachoidiformes, Batrachoididae. The transcript has 3 exons. The record is from RefSeq and is a predicted model, not a curated record.